AGUUCAAGUUUUGUGCAAAUAACAUUCAGAAUGGAUUUGUCGAAAUUUUAUGUGUGCGUUUGCUUAGUCGUAGCAAUUGAAGCUAUAUCCAUUCCUCAAUAUGCUUACAGAGAAGUGGAGGACAAGGCAGUGGCACUACAGAAGAAGGCACCAAUUCCUAUUUUGAAACAAAGCUUUGAACAAAGCAAAGAGGGCUAUCAAUACAGCUAUGAAACUGGCAACGGAAUUCACGCUGAAGAAUCAGGUUACCUCAAAAACAAGGGCGAUGAAAAACACGAAGUUAUGGUUCAACAAGGAACCAUCACAUACCACGAUGAGCAUGGCAAACCAAUUUCUCUCACCUACAUUGCCGACGAAAAAGGUUUCCGCGCCAGUGGUGAGCACCUUCCAACUCCUCCACCAAUUCCCGAAGCAAUCCUGAAGUCACUCGAACAAAAUGCCCGUGAGGAACAACAAGAACAGCACCUAGAGCAAGUUCAUCAAGCUCAAAUCUCUCAAUCAGCACAGAAAGAGACGCCAGAAUAUCAAUAUCAGCAACCAGAGCAAGUCGUGGAAUAUGAAGCCCCUCAAUAUCAAAUUUCUCAGAAGGAUUAUCAGAAUCAAAUACAGGAGCAGAUCCAGAAGCAACUGAGAGAUCAACAGUACCAUCAACCUCAGCAAGAAUAUCAAAUUCAACAAUAUCAUCAAGCUGGAUACUGAAUAGAUAUUAUACCUACCAAUUUUCCUAUGAGGGCACCUACCCUCCUUGAAGAUGAAAAUAACUAACACUAUUUGUAUAUAUAUUCUGAUUUAUUGUUGGAAGCAGUAUUCUUAAUUAAUAAGCGUUUUGUUGAUCAUGCUCGUUGACUGAUGAAUUUAUUAUU
Coccinella septempunctata (seven-spotted ladybird) is the source of this 863-nucleotide messenger RNA. Its product is annotated as larval cuticle protein LCP-17-like. Lineage: Eukaryota; Metazoa; Arthropoda; Insecta; Coleoptera; Coccinellidae. Gene Ontology annotation, molecular function: structural constituent of chitin-based larval cuticle. The transcript is spliced from 3 exons. The record is from RefSeq and is a predicted model, not a curated record. Gene Ontology annotation, cellular component: chitin-based extracellular matrix. The coding region runs from base 31 to 699 and encodes 222 amino acids.